AUGUCGAUGGGGCUGGAGAUUGGCGGCGUGGCCUUGUCCGUGCUGGGUUGGUUGUGCAGCAUCAUCUGCUGUGCGUUGCCCAUGUGGAAGGUGUCGGCCUUCAUCGGUAACAACAUCGUGACGGCCCAGAUCCUCUGGGAAGGGCUGUGGAUGAACUGCGUGGUGCAGAGCACUGGGCAGAUGCAGUGCAAGGUCUACGACUCCAUGUUGGCGCUGCCGCAGGACCUGCAAGCUGCCCGCGCCCUGCUGGUGGUAUCCAUCAUCUUGGCCGUCCUGGGCUUAAUGGUGGCCAUUGUGGGCGCUCAGUGCACUCGCUGCGUGGAGGACGAGACCACCAAAGCCAAGAUCACCAUUGUCUCCGGCGUCAUCUUCCUCCUCUCUGGUGUCAUGACCCUCAUCCCUGUCUGCUGGUCGGCCAACACCAUCAUCCGGGAUUUCUACAAUCCGCUGGUGAUCGAAGCACAGAAGCGGGAGCUAGGCACCUCGCUCUACGUGGGCUGGGCGGCCUCCGCACUCCUGAUGCUGGGGGGGGGCCUGCUCUGCUGCUCCUGCCCCCCCAAAGACGACAGGUACCCCACGGGCAAGGUGGCCUACUCCGCGCCACGCUCCGCCGUCACCAGCUACGACAAGAGGAACUAUGUCUGA
This is a messenger RNA of Catharus ustulatus (Swainson's thrush), 645 nucleotides long. Its product is annotated as claudin-3-like. The record is from RefSeq and is a predicted model, not a curated record. The transcript has a single exon. Gene Ontology annotation, cellular component: plasma membrane; bicellular tight junction. The coding region runs from base 1 to 645 and encodes 214 amino acids. Gene Ontology annotation, biological process: cell adhesion; bicellular tight junction assembly. Lineage: Eukaryota; Metazoa; Chordata; Aves; Passeriformes; Turdidae. Gene Ontology annotation, molecular function: structural molecule activity.